CAACGAUCGAAAGUGAAAGAUACGAUCAGAGUAUUUGUGUCCAAGGUGAUUUUUUUGGCAUCAUCAUUCUUUCAUUUUGUCUUUUCUUUGCUUCAACCAAUGAUUCCUGAAGCAAAAAAGAUUAUUGAACGCACAUUGAAAGUAGAAAUCUCCUCACCAGCCACUUAUCCCGGACACUAUUGAAGGCGAUAGUAAAGCCUCACCAACAUAUUCAUAUAAGAAAAUGAGUAAGAAGCGCAAAAGAAACGAAGAUGCUGAGCAAGGAGGACAGCAACAUCCUGGGCCGAAACGGGUAGUCUUAUGUGAUAAAGAUUCACCGGGCACAACUACUUCUUCUGCCGGCAAGGGCCAGAGAACACAGGAUAUCGUUGCAAGCAAAAAUAGCAAUAAGUCUAUCGCUCCCGCGAAUUAUGGACAAAACGUCAACCGAAGUACCCGAGACAAAGAACGAAGUGGCCCUGCUGCGCCUACGUCUCUAAGAGAACGCGCCAAAGCGUUGUACCACACUCGCAAACAAUUACCGAUAUUUCCCCACGCGGAUGAAAUCCGCAAGCAUCUCCAGCGCAAUGAUGUAACGUUGCUCGUCGGUGAGACGGGCAGCGGGAAAAGUACGCAGGUGCCACAAUUUUUGGUUGAUGAAAAAUGGGCAUGGCCAAGGACGGUCAAAGUCCAUUCGACGGCACUGAAAAAGAAGGCAAAUUCUCAGACCAAAUCGGCAGAUGGUGACAAUGGUCCAGCUCAAAAGGAGACUGUUGUGAAGGAGAUCACGGUUGGUGGAUGCAUUGCCAUCACGCAGCCUAGGCGUGUCGCUGCUGUGUCCCUGGCAAGACGCGUGGCAGACGAAAUGGGGACUCCAUUGGGAAAUUCGUCCCCUGCGAGUAAAGUGGGAUAUUCGGUGCGGUUUGAUUCUUCGACGUCGCCUAAUACCAGGGUCAAGUUCCUGACAGAGGGAAUGUUGCUCCAGGAGAUGUUGACCGAUCCUUGGCUGACCAAAUAUAGCGCCGUUGUGGUCGAUGAAGUCCAUGAACGCGGCGUUAAUGUGGAUCUUAUUUUGGGGUUUUUGAGGAAUAUGGUUUCUGGGAAGAAGGAAGGGAGAGGUGGGCUGCCGUUGAAAGUGGUCGUUAUGAGUGCCACGGCUGACAUGGAGAGUUUGCUUGGAUUCUUCGGGGAGGGACUAAAUAGUGGAAUAUCGGACAAAGAUGGUUCUUCUGGGAUGGAUAAGGGGAAGCCCAACAACGACCAAGCUUCAGACGAAGUCUCGUCACCGUCGUCACAAAAAGUUUCCGUUUGCCAUAUAAAAGGCCGUCAAUACCCUGUCAAGGUUAUAUACUCUCCUGAGCCUGUGCAUGAUUUCGUGGAUGCAGCGCUUCAGACAAUUUUCCGGAUCCACAUGAAAGAACCCCUACCAGGCGAUAUUCUGGUAUUCCUGACUGGCCAAGAAACUGUGGAAUCCCUUGAGGCCCUCGUCAACGAAUACGCUGUCGGUAUGGACCCUGCUUUGCCAAAGGUACAAGUACUUCCCUUAUUCGCCGCUCUCCCCCAAGCAGCACAGCAACGAGUCUUUACACCAGCCCCGCCCAGAACUCGCAAAAUAAUCCUAUCCACCAACAUCGCAGAGACAUCCGUCACUGUCUCUGGCGUUCGCUACGUUGUCGACUGCGGAAAAGCCAAAAUGAAACAAUUCCGCGCGCGCCUCGGUUUGGAUUCCCUGCUUGUUAAACCGAUAUCGAAGUCUGCAGCCAUUCAACGGAAAGGUCGUGCGGGAAGAGAAGCACCCGGUCAAUGCUACAGGCUUUACACAGAAAAGGAUUACUUGGCAUUACAGGAAGCGAAUACGCCUGAGAUUUUGCGCUGCGAUUUGAGCCAGGCGAUUUUGAACAUGAAAGCGAGGGGUGUGGAUGACAUUGUUAGCUUCCCAUUCUUAACCCGUCCAUCUAGAGAGGCCCUUGAGAAAGCGCUCCUGCAGCUUUUCAGCAUUCAAGCACUGGAUGAAAUGGGAAAGAUCAGCGAAAUUGGUGAGAAAAUCGCCAAACUUCCUCUUAACGCACAGCUAGGUCGCGUGCUUCUAGCGAGUGCGGAAUACGGACCGAACUGCCUGCGCAAUGUCAUCGAUAUCAUUUCAUGCCUCAGCGUUGAGAACAUUUUCCUUAAUACGACGUCUGAAGAGAAGAAGGAAGAGGCGGAAAAGGCGAGACGAGAUCUGUAUCGGAGAGAAGGUGAUCAUUUGACAAUGCUUGCCACAGUUAGAGCUUAUGCGAGUGAAAAUUCGGAUCGAAAGGCAUGGGCAAGUAGACAUCUUGUUUCACAUCGUGCAAUGCAGGCGGUCAUGGAUGUCCGAAAACAACUGGUAACGCAAUGUCGACAAGCAAAACUUCUCCCAAAUGACAAGGAUACCAACGGUGCCAAUGGCAAUCAUGCGAUAUCCUCGGAAGAAAACCCUGUCUCUAUCCUAAAAUCUUUCCUCACAGGGUUCGCUUCCAACACCGCCCGCCUCUUCCCUGACGGGAGCUACAAAACAAUUGUAGGCAAUCAGACGGUUGCCAUUCACCCGUCUAGCGUUUUAUUUGGCCGCAAGGUCGAGGCUAUUAUGUAUAACGAGUAUGUGUUCACCAAUAGAAGCUAUGCACGGGGAGUAAGUGCUGUACAGAUGGAUUGGGUGGGCGAGGCUUUGGGAGAAGGCUAGAUGAUUUGGAUUUCCCAACCUGGGCUUUCUCUUUCGAGCAAGUUCUGUUGGAUGCUUCAUAAAUAGACCUACUAAAUAGAGAUUGCUUAUUUCUCACAUCUCAAGUGGCUAUUUGAUAAAUGUACAGAGUAGAUUCGCUAGAGUCAACCAUGCUUAUGGCCCAUAUUUCCCGAAUCAUUAACGAAAGCGAUUGAACAUGUUCAGGGGCUGGUUGCUCCAUUGUUACCCAACACGGCAUUGAAAGUUUUAACGGCGUACUUUUCCGACUCCAAAACUUAGAAUCAUUAUAGAAAUAUGUAAUUGCCUUAAAUGUAAAGUUCCAUCAUGCUAA
Molecule: messenger RNA, 3014 nt
Organism: Blastomyces dermatitidis ER-3
Lineage: Eukaryota; Fungi; Ascomycota; Eurotiomycetes; Onygenales; Ajellomycetaceae
Product: ATP-dependent RNA helicase
Exons: 2
Coding region: 224-2683 (819 amino acids)
Cellular component (GO): catalytic step 2 spliceosome; intracellular anatomical structure
Molecular function (GO): RNA binding
Source: RefSeq, a predicted model, not a curated record